Molecule: messenger RNA, 1611 nt
Organism: Saccostrea echinata
Lineage: Eukaryota; Metazoa; Mollusca; Bivalvia; Ostreida; Ostreidae
Exons: 14
Coding region: 1-1611 (536 amino acids)
Biological process (GO): lipid metabolic process
Source: RefSeq, a predicted model, not a curated record
AUGGGAGGGUCUCCAUCAGUCUGUAAAAUUUCGGACGAGAGAUGUCGUUAUGUACAACAUUCUUUAAAGAGAGCAGCAAAGGACUGCGGGGACGACAUUGAUUGUUUUACAGGAGGGCGAUCAGAGGACAACAUUAACCCGGCAGCGGAGGAUUAUCCGUUUGAGAAUGUUGUUUUUGAAGGCGGAGGGUUUAAAACCUUAUCGUAUAUGGGGGUUAUAAAGGCAUUGGAGGAUGCUAACAUUUUGAUGCACCUUGAACGAUUUGCUGGAGCAAGCGCGGGUGCUUAUGUUGCAAUGCUUUUAGCCAUGGAAUGUUCCAAAGAAGAAAUAGAGAAGAUUAUCAUGAGAUACCCAGCGAAGUUAUAUGAGUCCUGCGCAUGCUGUAUGCCCUGUAACAUUCUGUCGUACUAUGGAUGGCAACCUUAUGAAAAUGAAUACAAUUUUAUGGGGAAAAUUAUUGAACAAAAACUGGGGAACAAAGACGCUACAUUCUUAGAUCUGUAUAUAAAGAAAAAGAAAGAACUAUGCGUUGUUAUCGCCAAUAUCAGCACCAAGGAGGAAGAAUAUAUGCACGUAAAAACCACCCCAAAUGUCCCACUGAGAGACGCCAUACGUAUGUCCUGUAGUUAUCCAGGAUUUUUUAGACCUGUUGUUUACCAUCAAAACGGAAUUGAUAGUUACAUGAUUGACGGUGGUCUUGUAUCCAAUUAUCCAAUCCACUGUUACGACGGGUGGUGGUUGUCGAUGGAAAAAGAAGACACGUUCUUCAACAAGUUGCAAGAGUUCUUUGAUACCCCCUACUUUGUCGGAAAAACAGAGAGAUUCAGAUCGCGGGAAAAAGACAGAAAUAAAACACUAGGAUUUGCGGUGUUUAGUAAUUCUGAGGACGAUGUAUUCAAGUCAUUUUUCGAACACGAUCGGAGAUAUGAAACAGUCAAAUAUCCUGAUACACCACUGGGCCGAAAAGCAAAGAAAACCCAACAGUUGAAGAAAGAAGAAAUAACUGUAAAAGAAGCUUUCAGACGCUUGAUACAAGCUAUGAGGAAGAGAAAUGUAAAUGAAAACGAUGCCAUCCAAAUACCGAUACUAAGGGAAAUUCUAAAUGACGAGAAGUUUACAAGACAACAUAGGGAGACGUUAUUUGGAAAAGGCGUGACGGUUGAAGAUAUUUUGAAAAGAUUUGAUACACAUAACAGUGGCUGGACAAAUGAAAAGUUUGCUAAACUCUUGGAAGGGAUAGGAUAUGAUAUACUACAUGGAAAGUUUCUCGGAGAGGGAAGCAACAUAGACGGCGUGAUAUCAUUUGGUUCAUCUGUACUCGGAACCAUUACUAGAACGUGUGAUAGAAUAUACUUCAAGGAGGAAGAUCUUGACAGGACUGUGGGAAUAAACACACAACAUAUAGACACAUUCUCAGCCAAUAUCAAGAAAGAGGACAAAGAAUUUAUUAUACAGAUAGCAUAUGAUACAACCAUGGACUUUUUGAAAAAGUACGCCAAACAAAGAAAGGGGAACAGAUACCCUGUAGCACCAGAAAGCAUGGCAACUUUAUAUCCCCAGGAGGAAGACCUGAGCGACAUAACGUACGCUCGUGUGGGAGAUCUGAAAUAG